Molecule: messenger RNA, 766 nt
Organism: Heterobilharzia americana
Lineage: Eukaryota; Metazoa; Platyhelminthes; Trematoda; Strigeidida; Schistosomatidae
Source: the annotation of a GenBank genome assembly
AAUACCCACUGCUUGGAAGCAGAUAAAAAUUGUACCUGUGCCUAAGCCAUCUUCUGGAUCAGAUGUUACUUUUUGACCCAUCGCUAUAACUUCCCCUUUUCUGAAGACAAUGGAGAAAUUACUUCUGCUUGUGAUUGAGCCUUCAUUGAUGGCCUUCAGAGAUCCAAAACAGUUUGCUUACAAACACCGGAGGAGUACUUUAGAUGCAGCUACUGUCUUGCAUCAUAAUAUUGUUUCUAGUCUCGACAAAGGUGUUAAGUAUGUCCGUUGUGCCUUUUUGGAUUACUCAUCAGCCUUUGACUCUGUUCCUAGACCACUUUUGUUAAAUAAGCUUGCCAUAGCUCACACUGAGCCAUGGGUUACAAAAUGGCUGCAUUCUUAUUUUUCUGAAAGGAAACAGUACACUAUUCAUAAAGGGAUGCUCUCCACUUCAUUGCUUACUGAAGCUGGUGUGCCUCAAGGUGCUGUACUUUCUCCUUUUCUGUUUUCGUUUUUUUGCACGGUUUGCCUCAUUCUGUUGAAACUAAUUUUAUCAAGUAUGCUGACGACCUGACGAUUUCUAUUCCAGUAAACUCUUCUUUGGAUUGCUCGAAAUUAAAUGAAUUCUUGUCUGAAGUUGGUAAAUGGUCUGUCUCAAAUGGUCUCAAACUAAACCCCUCUAAAUGUCAGACCGUUAAUUUUAGCCUCAGGCGUAAACAAGACUUAUGUGAGCUGCUUAAAUCUCAUGACGCCUGCUGCAUCAAUGGUAUUUCUGCAGAAAGUAAAU